Messenger RNA from Tachyglossus aculeatus (Australian echidna), 1009 nucleotides. It is a transcript of the gene CCL25, whose product is annotated as C-C motif chemokine ligand 25. The record is from RefSeq and is a predicted model, not a curated record. Bases 108 to 545 code for a protein of 145 amino acids. Lineage: Eukaryota; Metazoa; Chordata; Mammalia; Monotremata; Tachyglossidae. Gene Ontology annotation, cellular component: extracellular region. Gene Ontology annotation, molecular function: chemokine activity. Gene Ontology annotation, biological process: immune response. The transcript is spliced from 6 exons.
CAGGGCUGGCCACUCAAGACCUGCAGGACAAAGCUCCAGCCAGCACACAACUCCACAAGCUGCAACACAACUGAAUAAGGUGGGCAAAGACGAACCAGUCUGGCACGAUGAAAUUCCAGGUCCUCAUUUUGCUGAUAGUGGCUUAUUUCCACAUUGGGAACACCCAAGGUUCCUAUGAAGAUUGCUGCCUGUCUUACCACACAAAGAUCAGUCGCCGCAUGCUGCCACAUAUAAGGCGGUACACUAUCCAGCGGGUGAAUGGGAGCUGCAACUUGCAUGCGGUGAUCUUUCACUUGCGGAGGACUAAAGUACUUCUCUGCGGCAACCCUCAGGAGGAAUGGGUGAAAUUGGCAAAGAAAAGAGUGGAUGAGAGGUCCAGGCACUCAAAGAAACUCCAAGCAGGAGUGACCAUGACCAGAUUGCCUCAUCCUCGUGCCACGCUUCACUUUUCCACCACUCUACAGAGUUCCUCCCAGUGGGGGCAGGGUAGCAAUCCAGGAAGGGGAGCUCUUGGGGACUCAGCAGUCAACAUGGACCCCAGGUGAAAAUGGAGCUGCAGUACCACUGUUUCUGACCUAAUGUCACUUUCCACACGAUUGUAAAUGUCUUCCAAGAAAAGGUCUGCCACACACACUGGAUUAGUCAGUUUAUGCUAUACCAUAUUGUCCCCUAUAGAUGGCAAGAAGGGACUGUCUGGAAAAACUCACCUACUCUUGUGUUCUGGGAAUUGGCAUCCUGGACCAACUGGGACCCCCAAUUGGAAAUCAUCCCCCUCCCCAUCCCUACCUCAAGGAGGAGGUUUCAGGGAGAGAGAUUCAGGCCUCCCACUAAGCCUGGAGCCAGAGGCACCGCAGAGGGUAUGGAGGAUGUGACUUUGCCAUAGGAGUGGGAGCAGCUGUACACUUUGAAACUCCAAGGUGGGUGCAGCCCCUUUUGGCAAACACUGAGAGAGGAGAAGACCUGGGCUCACUCCUCCGAGGGCUGGGAGCCUGACUGGGGCGGGGGGGGG